Molecule: messenger RNA, 1000 nt
Organism: Fragaria vesca subsp. vesca
Lineage: Eukaryota; Viridiplantae; Streptophyta; Magnoliopsida; Rosales; Rosaceae
Product: 60S ribosome subunit biogenesis protein NIP7 homolog
Exons: 2
Coding region: 129-692 (187 amino acids)
Biological process (GO): ribosome assembly; ribosomal large subunit biogenesis
Cellular component (GO): nucleus; nucleolus; preribosome, large subunit precursor
Molecular function (GO): RNA binding
Source: RefSeq, a predicted model, not a curated record
GUUCGCGUCUUCUUGUUUUCGUGCAUGAAAUAAAACCAGCAGCGGCUGAAGCUCAGUGUUCAUCAGUGGAUUUGUAAAGGAUUCUAAUACCUCGUGCCCACUACUCCAAGGAAUAUCAGCAUACAAAGAUGAGGCCUUUGGAUGAAGCGGAAACCACUGCAGUGUUUGAAAAGCUGUUCAAGUUCACAGGCAACAACCUCAAAAACAUAGUUGAGAACCCCUCUCAUGAAGGUCCAGACCCAAAUCCAGGUCGCUACUGCUUUCGUCUCAACAAGAACAAGGUCUACUACGUCAGUGACUCACUAGUAAAGCGUGCAACCAACAUAGCUCGUCUCAAUCUAGUCUCUCUUGGAACUUGCAUUGGUAAGUUCACUCACGGUGGUAGCUUCCACUUAACUGUUCAAUGUUUGAGUUUACUGGCCUCAAAUGCUAAACACAAGGUCUGGCUCAAACCCACCUCUGAGAUGUCAUAUCUAUACGGAAACCAUGUUUUGAAAGGUGGCUUGGGGAGGAUUACAGAAAAUAUUGUGCCCGGUGAUGGGGUGGUUGUGUUUUCAAUGUCAGAUAUUCCAUUAGGUUUUGGGAUUGCCGCCAAGUCUACCCAGGAUUGUAGGAAGUUGGACCCCAAUGGAAUUGUGGUGCUUCACCAGGCUGAUAUUGGCGAGUACUUGAGGAUGGAGGAUGAGCUUUGAUUGAUUGUCAGCUUCUUACUGUUUUUGGUACAUGGUUUUUGCCUGUAUGCACGUCUGCAGCUAAUGUAAGUGGGUCUAUCUGAUGGAUAGCAGGGGAAGCUUUUUUGGGAUAUUGAUGCUUUUCUUGAGUUUUGUUUCUGUUAGUGAUUAUGAGUAGGUACAAGAGGAACUUCUUUCAAUCUAGAUCCUGAUGAUACCUUUCAAUGUUGGCCGUAUAUUAUAGUUCUGGUUUUGUAUUAAGAAUACAUUGUAAUUUUCAUUGCAGCUCUGCAUCCUUUUUGAAGUUAAUCAACGUCAAUAUUUGGUAA